Messenger RNA from Phytomonas sp. Hart1, 877 nucleotides. The record is from the annotation of a GenBank genome assembly. NCBI's taxonomy places the organism in Eukaryota, Euglenozoa, Kinetoplastea, Trypanosomatida, Trypanosomatidae.
GUUAAAAAUUGAUGAUUAAACAUCUAUUAUAAACAGAUUAGAAUAUUUAUAGUAUUAUUUUAACGUGUAAGUGAACGUUUACUCAAAUCUUACAAUAUGACCCAUCCUCUUCAGAACAAAAUGCGCCCGUGGUGUCUGCGAGGCGAGGUUAUUCAUGGCCAUGGCCGUGCCGUUCGUGAUCUUGGAUCACCUACCGCGAAUGUCAAAUUGGGUGAAGCGGCCCUUAAAAGCCUGAGCCCGUAUGUUGAAACUGUGAUGUUUGGGUGGGGUUGUAUUGAGCCGGAAGUACCCAGUCAAGGUGAAGACAUCAGCAACGCGAAUCUGAAAAAAACUCAGAUAAAGGAUGCUCAUCUUGGCCCCUUUCCUAUCGCCCUGUCUGUCGCCACUAACUUAUUUUACAACGACAAUGAGCUUAGUGUUGAGGCUUACUUCUUACACGAGUUCCCUGAAGAUUUCUACGGGCGAAUUAUUCGCAUUAUUGCGUUGGAUAUUGUACGUGUUCAAACUUCCUUUGACUCUCUUGAGGCGCUCAUUAAAGCUAUCGAAGGUGAUAUGAUUAAAAUAAGGGAUGAAAUAAAAAAGCCCGAAUACGAAAAGUACAAAGAACACGAAUUUAUGAAUCCACACACUCAGUUAUCCCAGGAAGUUCUGGCGCAACUUCCUUAUUUUAAGGAGAUCUAAUCUUUAUUUAUUUACUUAUGAAAUUUAAUUUAGCAAAAACUUAGUUUUUUCUCUUGCAGUGAAUUUAGGCGGUAAAGCCAUAAAAAAAUAUAUUAUAUGAAAUAUGAUUUUUAAACAGUACCUUAACUGAGAUAUAGUGUUUUCUGUUUCUAUCCCGGUUUUGCUCCGGUUUACUGAUGUCUAAUAUUUUGAUCUU